Messenger RNA from Pochonia chlamydosporia 170, 657 nucleotides. RefSeq lists its product as hypothetical. NCBI's taxonomy places the organism in Eukaryota, Fungi, Ascomycota, Sordariomycetes, Hypocreales, Clavicipitaceae. The transcript has 2 exons. Bases 1 to 657 code for a protein of 218 amino acids. The record is from RefSeq and is a predicted model, not a curated record.
AUGCUUCAUCGUCAUUGGACUGGACAGAACUCGAGUGCUGGGGCUGUAGGUCACUGCCACAGCAUUACGAACCUUGCAGAAAAGUCGCGACUCGGAAUUGAUAUAUUUGAGUGCAUCCAUGGCUGGACCUUGGCCUCAAACACAGAGUCUGAUAAAGCAGGCUUGAACUGGUCUGGCAUACUAGCUGGGCUAGACCCAACCCUGAAGAAGCCAAAGUCGUCUGGUCUGAACUGGUUAACGUGGUGUGUGCACACAAAGUACCUUGACCAGACCAGACUUGGCCUAAAGUCAGCGGCCGCCAUAAGUACUGGACCCCAAGCCAAGGCACUUUCAGUCGUGACCUGUCUGCGGGGUUGUGGGAGCCAGACCAGACCAGACCAGCUUGAGACUUUACCAGUCAAGUGUCCCUCCUGGUCAACUCCAGUCUCGUCUUCUCUCCCGUCCCAGACCGCACGCCAAACCACGCAUCCACCUCCGUCCACUUCAGCAUCCAACCCUUCUUUCUUCUAUCCUAAUUCGUAUUCCACUCACGCCCACGGCCACACUUCCGUCUCCCGCCAUCAACAACGCGUCUCGUCUGCAGGUCUCUGGCCUUGUCCCUCCAGCCGGUGGCUGAAGGUUAACCUUGUCGACAUCUGCCUUCUGACCCCGUUUUAA